AUGGAGAAGUUUCAGCCAAUCAGAGAGAGCAGCUCUGAUGACUCACCGGUUGCCGGGCAGACCCGCAGCACCCAGUGUUCCCCACCUGGACCCCGCCCUCCCCGCGCAACCACGAUCCCCCCGCGGGGUCCCCCCAAGUCCCGCCUCCCAAUUCCGAGCCCCAGCGUCAGGAAGACGACGCCCAACUUGAAGACCCCGAUCCCCGUCAGCACUUUGCUGCACCCGGUGUCCGGCGGCAACAUCAUUGGGUUCCGCAGGGGUCCAGGCUGUGCCCCAGUGCAGGCUCAGGGGGUGCUCCAGGCUGAUGUGCUCCACCUGGAAGCUGGAGGUCGAACCACGCAUGCGUCGCUGGCUGCUCCCGGGUCGGGCUGUCCUUCUGAUUCCCCUCCCGGCUGUGACCCGCCCCCCCCGGGCGUGGCUGGCCCCGCCGCCGCUCCUGUGCCGGCAGCCGAGACCCGCCCCGUCCCCGGCAUGGGCGGCGCCACCCCCGUGAAUCCCGCCCGCCGGUCCCGCCCGGAGCCGCCUCCCCCCGGCCGCGAGAAAUUCCCCCGCCCGCCGCGUCUGAGAGCGAUCCCGCCGCCCCUGGGGGUCGCUCCGCCUGGGUUCCCCAUGAGGCGCCACUGA
Messenger RNA from Oenanthe melanoleuca, 624 nucleotides. Its product is annotated as basic proline-rich protein-like. The record is from RefSeq and is a predicted model, not a curated record. Lineage: Eukaryota; Metazoa; Chordata; Aves; Passeriformes; Muscicapidae. The transcript is spliced from 4 exons. The coding region runs from base 1 to 624 and encodes 207 amino acids.